ACACAACAGCAUCUUCUUUCUCUAAUCUUUUACAACAACAACCUAUUCCAAUAAUGACUGCCUCAAAAGCCGAAGCCAAGAAGGACCAAUUCGUUGGUAAUAUCAAGGAAAACGCUGGUUCUCUCGUUGGUAAUGAAUCACUUCAAGCUGAGGGAAGAACUCAAAAUAGUUCCGGUAAUAUUGAAGAAACCGCUGCCAAGGUCCAGGGCUAUGUUCAAGGCGCUUAUGAUCAAGUAGCCGGUGCUGUCAAGGGUGCUUAUAACUCUCUUACUGGUAAUAACACUGAUGAAGCUUCCAAUAAUGUCCAACAAAAGAAGGGCGAAGCUCAAAAAGAAUUUAAUGCCAAAUUUUAAAUUUGUUGAUACCCUAUAUCUCUUUUAAUAUUUCUUCCAAACCGAAAUAAUAAUACUUAUUUUUGAUGUCACACCUUCCUACUUUCUACAAUAAACAAGCUGAUA
Messenger RNA from Mycotypha africana, 458 nucleotides. RefSeq lists its product as uncharacterized. The record is from RefSeq and is a predicted model, not a curated record. Lineage: Eukaryota; Fungi; Mucoromycota; Mucoromycetes; Mucorales; Mycotyphaceae. Bases 54 to 353 code for a protein of 99 amino acids. The transcript has a single exon.